GCAUAAGCACCUGCAGGAGAUGGGGAUGUGGGGUCAACUCAGGUCCCUCCAAGGACACUGAGAAAAGGUCCAAAUGCCCUGGGGAGAGAGGUGUGUUCCUGAGCCCAGGAACGGGGCAGCUGCGUCCUACGGAGCUUGGGGAGAGGCCACAUCUCAAUGGAAAGUGCUCCUGCCCAGAGAAGCUGACCCCUGUCUCCCUACCCACCUCCACACCCUAGAGCUAUAUUGAGAGUCAUAACAGGAACAGCCUGCUGAAGACCUGACACCUACAGCCUCUGAGAGGUGGCAGCAUUGGAGGAUGGGGAGCAAAGCCUUGAGGACUUGGGGUGCUUGGGGACACCCACAAAGAAGGGCAUGAGCAGAGAGUGGCAGGGGAGGGCAAAAGCCUAUGUGUGCAAAUGUGGACGUGCAAAUGUGUGCAUCCGUGUACACAAAAGAAAGUAGAAAAGAAAUCUGCAAGCUUGAGUGGAGGAGCGCCAAGAUGACUGAUGCCCAGAUGGCUGACUUUGGGGCAGCGGCCCAGUACCUCCGCAAGUCAGAGAAGGAGCGUCUAGAGGCCCAGACCCGGCCCUUUGACAUUCGCACUGAGUGUUUCGUGCCGGACGACAAGGAAGAGUUUGUCAAAGCCAAGAUUGUGUCCCGGGAAGGGGGCAAGGUCACUGCUGAAACCGAGAAUGGGAAGACGGUGACUGUGAAGGAGGACCAGGUGUUGCAGCAGAACCCACCCAAGUUCGACAAGAUCGAGGACAUGGCCAUGCUGACCUUCCUGCACGAGCCCGCGGUGCUUUUCAACCUCAAGGAGCGCUACGCGGCCUGGAUGAUAUAUACCUACUCGGGCCUCUUCUGUGUCACCGUCAACCCCUACAAGUGGCUGCCGGUGUACAAUGCUGAGGUGGUGGCCGCCUACCGGGGCAAGAAGAGGAGUGAGGCCCCGCCCCACAUCUUCUCCAUCUCCGACAACGCCUAUCAGUACAUGCUGACAGAUCGGGAGAACCAGUCCAUCCUCAUCACGGGAGAAUCCGGGGCGGGGAAGACUGUGAACACCAAGCGUGUCAUCCAGUACUUUGCCAGCAUUGCAGCCAUAGGUGACCGUGGCAAGAAGGACAAUGCCAAUGCGAACAAGGGCACCCUGGAGGACCAGAUCAUCCAGGCCAAUCCCGCUCUGGAGGCCUUCGGCAACGCCAAGACUGUCCGGAACGACAACUCCUCCCGCUUCGGGAAAUUCAUUAGGAUCCACUUUGGGGCCACUGGAAAGCUGGCUUCUGCGGACAUAGAGACCUACCUGCUGGAGAAGUCCCGGGUGAUCUUCCAGCUGAAAGCUGAGAGAAACUACCACAUCUUCUACCAGAUUCUGUCCAACAAGAAGCCGGAGUUGCUGGACAUGCUGCUGGUCACCAACAACCCCUACGACUACGCCUUCGUGUCUCAGGGAGAGGUGUCCGUGGCCUCCAUUGAUGACUCCGAGGAGCUCAUGGCCACCGAUAGCGCCUUUGACGUGCUGGGCUUCACUUCAGAGGAGAAAGCUGGCGUCUACAAGCUGACGGGAGCCAUCAUGCACUACGGGAACAUGAAGUUCAAGCAGAAGCAGCGGGAGGAGCAGGCGGAGCCAGAUGGCACUGAAGAUGCUGACAAGUCGGCCUACCUCAUGGGGCUGAACUCAGCUGACCUGCUCAAAGGGCUGUGCCACCCUCGGGUGAAAGUGGGCAACGAGUACGUCACCAAGGGGCAGAGCGUGCAGCAGGUGUACUACUCCAUCGGGGCACUGGCCAAGGCAGUGUAUGAGAAGAUGUUCAACUGG
This is a messenger RNA of Chlorocebus sabaeus (green monkey), 1798 nucleotides long. The record is from RefSeq and is a predicted model, not a curated record. Lineage: Eukaryota; Metazoa; Chordata; Mammalia; Primates; Cercopithecidae.